AGAUAGAUGAUGACAUGUGAUCGCCUGAGCCGGAAACCUAGCAACCGAGCGGCGGCGUCUGCGGCCUGAGUGAGACACUGGAGAGAGGGAGAGCGGGCGGCGGCGGCCGAGGACUCGGCAUCGUAGGCGUCCGGAAGCGCGUAUCCGCUCCCAGUGACCUCCGGACACUCUGCCAGCGGGGAUAACCUUGUUCUUGUUAUUACCCUGUGUUACCCGAGCUCUCCCUCCGGCCGCCCAGCCAUGUCUCUCCGCACGCUGCCGCUGCUCUUCAUCAACCUGGGAGGGGAGAUGCUGUAUAUCCUGGACCAGCGGCUGCGGGCGCAGAACAUCCCCCCGGAUAAAGCUAAGAAAGUUAUGAAUGAUAUUAUCACCACCAUGUUUAAUAAGAAGUUUAUGGAAGAAUUGUUUAAGCCACAGGAGCUUUACUCCAAGAAAGCUCUCAGGACUGUGUUUGACCGUCUUGCCCAUGCUUCUAUCAUGAGACUAAACCAAGCAAGUAUGGACAAGCUUUAUGAUCUGAUGACUAUGGCCUUCAAGUACCAAGUUCUUCUGUGCCCUCGCCCCAAGGACAUCUUGUUAGUUACCUUUAACCACAUGGAUGCUAUCAAAGACUUUGUUCGGGACUCUCCAAGUAUUCUAAACCAAGUGGACGAGACUUUCAGACAACUUAUAGAUAUGUAUAACUGCCUGCCUGCUGGCGAGUUUCAGCUUAUUCGGCAAACUUUGCUUAUUUUCUUCCAGGACAUGCACAUCAGGGUCUCUAUUUUCUUAAAAGAUAAAGUCCAAAACUCCAAUGGGCGUUUUGUGCUCCCUACAUCUGGUCCUGUCCCUUGGGGCACAGAAGUGCCAGGGCUUAUUAGGAUUUUCAAUUAUAAAGGAGAGGAGGUGAAAGGAAUGGAGUUCCAGAAUGGUGGAAAUUAUGUCAGCCCAUUGCGGGAAGGGUCUUAUGAUCUUUUUGGUGACAGAGUGCUUAAGCUGGGGACAAAUAUGUACAGUGUCAGUCGCUCUGUGGAGACUCACAUGUCUGGGACAUUGAAAAGCUCCGCAUCGCACACCAAGGAGAAUGUUGUGCCAAAUCCUCUGGCUAAAGAAGAGUUGAAUCUCCUGGCACAGCUAAUGGGUGGUCUGGAGCUGAAGAAACCCUCUAGUACUGAUCAUAGCUUCCGAUUAAACCUAUUCACUAAUGAUGAAGAAGAGGAACAUGCAGCACUCACAAGACCAGAAGAGCUUUCGUAUAAAGUCAUCAGCAUUCAAGCUAGUAACGACCAGGAGAGAAAUAAGGAACUUUCUCGCAUCAUGGGCGAGUUCCGGUCUGAGGAGACCCACGUUCAGAGUACCAGUAAAGGAGAUGAUCUUCUAGCGCUAAUGGAUGGACUGUGAUGAUGUCUCUGUCGUGAAAAAAAAUGCACAGACAUGGCUUAUGUGUUGAUAAAAUAUGUAUAAAUUCCUGUAAAUAUCUGUAUAAUAUAUGAAUUCUGAUGUUAAAGUUUAUAGAAAAAAAAGAAUAUUUUAUGGAAUAAUGGGUGAUAUUCAAUGCUGGGGGGGUGCGAGCUGAAAUGUAGAUGCCAGCAGCCAUCGUGCCCAACUGGAGCUACAAUUGAAUACCUCCGUUUGGGCGCCAUCUGGUGGCUGCUGGCAGAUAAACAUUUGAAUUCCACCCAAUGUGUCUAGUACUGUAAAUUAAUAUAGGUAUUAGUAAUACCCUCUGAGAUCUGUCUACUGUAUAAAAGCAUAUGGUGAUAGAGGUCCUCCAUGAUUUAAAUCCUUUUAAUUUACAGUGGAGGAUACAUUAUCCCAUAUAUAGGUACAGAAACGUGUAAUGCAUUAAGUGGGCAGCUUGUAUGAGUGACAGGUCACAUUUUAUAUAUUAUUGAUAUGUAUGUCGAUCAAUAGAGUCUAUCCAUAUACAAGACACCAUUCCUUUCUUACGACUUCUCAUAAAGUCUUCUGUACCAGAAA
Molecule: messenger RNA, 1959 nt
Organism: Pseudophryne corroboree (corroboree frog)
Lineage: Eukaryota; Metazoa; Chordata; Amphibia; Anura; Myobatrachidae
Gene: OSCP1
Product: organic solute carrier partner 1
Exons: 10
Coding region: 241-1380 (379 amino acids)
Biological process (GO): transport
Cellular component (GO): cytoplasm; plasma membrane
Source: RefSeq, a predicted model, not a curated record